Messenger RNA from Pistacia vera, 1773 nucleotides. Its product is annotated as ATP-dependent zinc metalloprotease FTSH 4, mitochondrial-like. Gene Ontology annotation, cellular component: chloroplast thylakoid. Gene Ontology annotation, molecular function: ATP hydrolysis activity; metalloendopeptidase activity; ATP binding. NCBI's taxonomy places the organism in Eukaryota, Viridiplantae, Streptophyta, Magnoliopsida, Sapindales, Anacardiaceae. The record is from RefSeq and is a predicted model, not a curated record. Gene Ontology annotation, biological process: proteolysis.
UGGUGCCAGCUAAAGGAGGGUAUUUUAAAGAGCAGUUGUGGCGUAUGAUUCGCACAAUUUUUACUGGGUUUUCUAUUGAUUUCUGGUGUUGGAGCACUUAUUGAGGAUAGAGGAAUCAGUAAAGGACUUGGUUUACAUGAAAAAGUGCAGCCUAGCAUGGAAUCUAACACAAAGUUUAGAGAUGUAAAGGGUGUUGACGAGGCAAAACAAGAGCUUGAAGAAAUUGUCCACUAUCUUUGAGAUCCAAAGCACUUCACUCGUUUAGAUGGCAAGCUCCCAAAAGGUGUUUUGCUUGUUGGUCCACCUGGCACUGGAAAAACCAUGUUGGCAAGAGCUAUUGCUGGCGAAGUUGGGGUUCCUUUCUUCUCAUGCAAUGGCAGUGAGUUUGAAGGUAUGUUUGUUGGUGUUGGAGCUCGGAGAGUGAGACAUCUCUUUUCUGCAGCAAAGAAGCGGUCACCAUGUAUAAUAUUUAUUGAUGAGAUAGAUGCUAUAGGUGGAAUCCGUAAUCCUAAGGAUCGACAGUACAUGAAGAUGACUUUGAACCAGUUGCUAGUAGAGUUAGAUAGCUUUAAACAAAAUGAAGGAAUUAUUGUGAUUGCUGCAACUAAUUUCCCCGAAUCAUUGGACAAGGCGCUUGUAAGACCUGGACGAUUUGAUUGCCACAUUGUUGUUCCAAAUCCGGAUGUAGAAGGACGAAGUAAUAUUCUCUACCUAUAUGCUCAAAUACCUAAUUUACCUAAUUUUUUUCUUCUUAAAUUACAGGUCUUGAAGGCUGAUGAUGUUGAUUUGAUGAUAAUUGCUAGAGGGACUCCUGGCUUCUCAGGUGCUGAUCUUGCAAACCUAGUCAAUAUUGCUGCGCUGAAGGCUGCAUUGGAUGGAGCCAAAGCUGUGACAAUGGCUGAUCUGGAGUAUGCAAAGGACAAGAUCACGAUGGGAAGUGAACGCAGGUCAGCUGUCAUCUCUGAUGAAUCACGGAAACUGACAGCUUUCCAUGAGGGUGGUCAUGCUCUUGUGGCCAUCCAUACUGAUGGGGUGCUUCCAGUUCACAAAGCAACAAUAGUUCCCCGAGGAAUGUCCCUUGGCAUGGUUGCCCAAUUGCCUGAUAAGGAUGAAGCUGCAAGCAUUUCCCGCAAGCAGAUGCUUGCUCGGCUUGACGUUUGCAUGGGGGGAAGGGUUGCAGAAGAGCUCAUCUUUGGAGAAAAUGAAGUUUCUUCUGGUGCGUCUUCUGAUCUACAGCAAGCAACUAAACUUGCAAGAGCAAUGGUUACAAAAUAUGGCAUGAGUAAGGAAGUUGGUGUUGUCACUCACAAUUAUGAUGACAAUGGUAAGAGCAUGAGCAUAGAGACUAGGCUCCUUAUUGAGAAAGAAGUGAUAUACUUUCUGGAAAGGGCUUAUAACAAUGCAAAAACUAUUCUCACCACCCAUUCCCAUAGCAAGGAGCUUCAUGCACUGGCUCAUGCAUUGCUUGAGCACGAGACGCUUACUGGAAAUCAGAUCAAAAGUGUACUUGCCCAAAGUCAAUUCACAGCAGCAGCAACCUCAGCAGAUAGUUGCACAAUAGAGCAGUUCACAAUCCAACCCAGUGCAACCUCCAUCAACUCCUAAUCCAGCCGCAUCAGCUGCUGCAGCUGCAACUGCUGCAGAUAAGGCCAAAGGGAUUGCACCUGUGGGAUCUUAGUCUGGGAGAGGCUGGUAAGGCCUCGGCUAUUUAUUGAAUUGAAUGUGCAUAGUUUAGUUACUGACUGGCCUUUUUGUUCGAGAACUGUAGUCCCU